Messenger RNA from Heteronotia binoei (common prickly gecko), 1850 nucleotides. Its product is annotated as ultra-long-chain fatty acid omega-hydroxylase. The coding region runs from base 138 to 1733 and encodes 531 amino acids. The record is from RefSeq and is a predicted model, not a curated record. Gene Ontology annotation, molecular function: heme binding; iron ion binding; monooxygenase activity. The transcript is spliced from 13 exons. Lineage: Eukaryota; Metazoa; Chordata; Lepidosauria; Squamata; Gekkonidae.
GCCAGGUGCUUCUGAGCUGGGAGGCAGCAGCCGCCAGCAGCGGAGCGCCAGCGGGCACGUCCGGGCAGGGGCCUCCACGGGGUUUAAUCUGACACUGCUCAAGGAUCGUGCUUCUCUGCGGGGCCCCUCCUUGCAGGAUGAGGCUCCUCACAGACUGGAUGCCGGAGAUGCUGGUGCUGGACAAGGCGCUCCUGGGGCCCACGGCUUCUUCCCUCCUACUGCUGUCCCUUCUGGGCCUGUCCGUCCACUUCCUCCUGAAAGUCUGGGGCUUCUUCCGCCGCUAUCACAUCCACUGCCAGAGACUGCGCUGCUUCCCUGAGCCCCCCCGUUACAACUGGCUCCUGGGGCACCUGGGCAUGUUUAAGCCCAGCGAAGAGGACAUGGUCCGAAUAACCCAGCUGGUCUCCACCUUCUCCCAGGCCAUGGUGACCUGGAUGGGGCCCUUCUUGCCCAUCGUCUCCCUCUUCCACCCCGAUUACAUCAAGCCCAUCGCCACCGCCUCAGCUGACAUCGCCCCCAAGGACAAGCUCUUCUAUGGCUUCCUGAAGCCCUGGCUCGGGGAUGGAUUACUGCUGAGUGCUGGGAAGAAGUGGGGACGUCAUCGGCGCAUGCUGACCCCAGCCUUUCAUUUUGACAUCCUGAAGCCCUACCUGAAAAUCUUCAACCAGAGCACCAACAUCAUGCACGGCAAGUGGCGCAGGCUCACCACCGCCGGUGGGGUCUCCAUGGACAUGUUUCAGCAGAUCAGCCUCAUGACCUUGGACAGCCUGCAGAAAUGUGUCUUCAGCUAUGACAGCAACUGCCAGGAGAAAUCCAGUGACUACAUUGCAGCCAUCUUGGAGCUCAGUUCCCUUGUCGUGCAUCGGCAGCAUCAGCUGCUCCACCAUUUUGACUGCUUGUACUACCUGACAGCUGAAGGUCGCCGCUUCCGUCAAGCUUGUAACACAGUGCACAGCUUCACAGCUGACGUGAUCCAGCGGCGGCAAGAGGCACUGAGCCAAGUGGGCCAUGAUGCCUGGCUCUGCUCCAAGAAGGGCAAGACCAUGGACUUCAUUGAUGUCCUUCUACUCGCCAAGGAUGAAAACGGGCAGCAUCUGUCUGAUGAAGACAUUGCAGCAGAGGCUGACACUUUCAUGUUUGAAGGGCAUGACACCACAGCGAGUGGGUUGUCGUGGGUGCUGUACAAUCUGGCUCGACACCCCGAGUAUCAGGACCAGUGCCGGGAGGAGAUUCAGGACCUGCUGCGAGCCCGGGGGAUGGAGGAGAUCGAAUGGGAAGACUUAUCCCAGAUGCCGUUCACCACCAUGUGCAUUAAGGAAAGCUUGCGCCUCCACCCACCUGUCACCGUCGUGUCUCGUCGCUGCACUGAGGAUGUGAGGCUGCCUGAUGGACGAGUUAUCCCCAAAGGGACUAUCUGCCUCGUCAGCAUUUAUGGGACCCAUCACAAUCCUGCUGUCUGGCCUGAGCCGGAGGUCUAUAACCCCUACCGCUUUGACCCAGGAACCUGCCAGCAGCAGCCCCCUCUGGCCUUUAUGCCGUUUUCGGCAGGACCCAGGAACUGCAUUGGGCAGAACUUUGCCAUGUCAGAGCUGAAAGUGGCCCUGGCUCUGACCCUCCUGCGGUUCAGAGUGCACCCGGACGAGAGCCAGACAGUGCGGCGGAAGCCGGAAUUAAUCCUGCGGGCAGAGAAUGGCCUGUGGCUGAGAGUGGAGCCCCUGCAAGGAACAUCCUGAUCAGGAGAGAAAAGAAAGACCGGAGGAGAAUGUUGCAGUCUCUGAUCCUGGCAUUAAGGCUACGUUGUAAUGCUGGAAGUGGAGCUGUAGUGCCAGAAUAAAUUUAACAAUAUACUU